CUUGAGUUUCUCCCCGUUUGGAUGCCUUCAGGGGCAAUGAGAAGAUACAGUUCCUGGCUUCCUUAGAGGGCCUUGUUCUGCUUGGCAGCUCCAGUCCCGAUUCCCGCCCUCCCUUCUCGUUUUAGGAAUGUUGUGCUGAGAAGCCACAGAAAAGGGUAUGGGCUUGUUUUGCCAAAGAAAGCACAGCAGUUGCUCCCUGUUUUGCAAAAACCAUCAGUGUUUGGGAAUGAUUCUGAUGAUGAUGAUGAGACCUCCGUGAGUGAAAGCCUUCAGAGGGAAGCUGCUAAAAAGCAAGCAAUGAAACAGACCAAAUUGGAAAUCCAGAAGGCCCUUGCAGAAGACUCUACUGUAUAUGAAUAUGACAGUAUUUAUGAUGAAAUGCAGAAAAAAAAGGAAGAAAAUAAUCCCAAAUUACUUUUGGGAAAGGACCGAAAGCCCAAGUAUAUUCACAACUUACUAAAAGCAGUUGAGAUCAGGAAAAAGGAACAAGAAAAAAGAAUGGAAAAGAAAAUACAAAGAGAACGAGAAAUGGAAAAGGGAGAAUUUGAUGAUAAAGAAGCAUUUGUGACAUCUGCUUAUAAGAAAAAACUGCAAGAAAGAGCUGAAGAGGAGGAAAGAGAAAAGAGAGCUGCUGCACUUGAAGCACGUUUGGAUGUAACCAAGCAGAAAGAUCUCAGUGGAUUUUAUAGACACCUAUUAAAUCAAGCAGUUGGUGAAGAGGAAGUACCUACAUGCAGCUUUCGUGAAGCCAGGUCUGGGAUAAAGGAAGAAAAACCAAGGGGUUAUUCCGAUGAAGUAAGUUCAGAGAACAGAACACAUGAGAAAUCCAUUCUCCAAACUGUUGUGAAAGUAGAGGAAAACCUAGAUGCAGACAGUGACUUGAAUGCUAGCAGCAGUGAGGAUGAUAAAAUGGAAGAAAGAGGAAAUUGCAGAAGGGAAAAGAGCAUAGAGACCUCCAUGAAUGACUCCAAGCUUCACAGGAAUCAAACCCAUUCACGGUCAUCUAGUGAAGAAAGAGAACAUGGUACCAAACACCACACAAAAAGUUCCAAGUCAAGAGGACAUGAGAAAAGGGAAGAUCAGCAUCAAGAGAGACAAUCCAGGGACCAGAACUAUUAUACUGACCGUGAUUACCGAAAAGAAAAGAAGGAUUCCCACAGGCACAGAGAGGCCAGUCAGAGAGAUUCCCACUGGAAGAGGCAUGAACAAGAAGAUAAACUGAGGUCAAGAGACCAAAGAGAAAGAAAUGACAGAGAAUGGAAAAGGGAGAAAUAUCCCAGAAGAGAACAAGAAAGAGAGAGACAACGAAAUGAUCAUGACCAACACAGUGAGAAAGGAGAAGAGAAGGAAGAGAAAAGCAAAGAAAAGGAAGAGCAGAUGAAAGCAAGGAAAGAAAGACAUGAAGACAGUGAUAAAUACCGAGAUAGAGAAAAACGAGAAACAAGUGGUCAGUCUUCAGAAAGAAAGCGAGACAGAAAGGAAAGCAGCCCGAACUCUAGGGCGACAGAUAGGUUUCUUGACCAGGAAAGAUCCCACAAAAUGAGAAACAUGGAAAAGGACAAAGAAAGAAACCCAGAGAAACCCUCUAGUUCUGAAACAUCACUGGGAACAAAACACAGCAUCACAGAGGAAUGCCAAGAGACUGGCAAAGAACAAGAGAGACUAGAUGAGGCAGUGAACAAGUUUGCAAAGCGGAACAAUGAAGAAACUGUAAUGUCAGCGAGAGACAGGUACUUGGCCAGGCAAAUGGCACGUGGUAACGCAAAGACAUAUAUUGAGAAAGAAGAUGAUUGAAUAUUCCUGCAAGAUGCUGUGUGAACACAUAAAGAAGUAUGUUAACAGUGGUUGGGAGGAUAUUUUGAAUAUAUAUUUUAAAAAUUCAUUUUUGAUUUAGGUUUAAGUCAAAAGUCAGUCCUUUUAUCUUGAAUGUUUGACUGAAUUGAUAUAUAAUACUUAAUUAGAUAUAUAAUAUUUACUUAUGAACCAACACAUUCUUGGUUGUAUUCAGACAACCUAAAGAGUGUGCUAAGUCCCAGUAGGAACUUUAUGAGAAAAAUUAGUUCCACUACAACCAUUAAAAAAUAAUUUAAACAACUCUCCUAAUGUUGGUAUUGUUGCAGGAACUGUUUGUUUUAUAAAUGUUUCAGAUAAAAUUAUGUGGAUUUGAACAAUAGAGAAUAUUGUUAUACCUUGUUUUGAAAGUGUAAAAUAUGGAUAUACAUCUUGUCUAAAUAACUUUAGCUCACAGCAUACUUGGCUUAACUGAAAAUAAAAAUAGUGAUAUGUUUAUACAU
Messenger RNA from Rhinolophus ferrumequinum (greater horseshoe bat), 2294 nucleotides. RefSeq names its product nuclear speckle splicing regulatory protein 1 (gene NSRP1). Gene Ontology annotation, biological process: regulation of alternative mRNA splicing, via spliceosome. Lineage: Eukaryota; Metazoa; Chordata; Mammalia; Chiroptera; Rhinolophidae. The transcript is spliced from 7 exons. The record is from RefSeq and is a predicted model, not a curated record. Bases 298 to 1794 code for a protein of 498 amino acids.